Molecule: messenger RNA, 2733 nt
Organism: Lentinula edodes (shiitake mushroom)
Lineage: Eukaryota; Fungi; Basidiomycota; Agaricomycetes; Agaricales; Omphalotaceae
Product: gamma-tubulin complex DGRIP91/SPC98 component
Exons: 13
Coding region: 14-2581 (855 amino acids)
Biological process (GO): cytoplasmic microtubule organization; microtubule nucleation; meiotic cell cycle
Cellular component (GO): spindle pole; equatorial microtubule organizing center; gamma-tubulin small complex
Molecular function (GO): gamma-tubulin binding; microtubule minus-end binding
Source: RefSeq, a predicted model, not a curated record
GUUCCCCAUUUUGAUGUCCUCCUCGACAAGUCUGAUUCCGGCCUUGGAAUCUCUCGUAUACUCUCUUGUGCCAGCGUCAAGGAAUGAUGAACCACUCAGAAAUGAUCUCGUAGCGCACUGUAAGGAGAUCCUAUCAAGUCGGAUUGGACAAAGUCAUGAGCCUGAUAUUGGCCAUCUAGCUGACUUGGUGAAAAGACAGCUGCUUCAGUCGUCUCCGUCUGGAACAACAGCUCUCAAAUUCACCAAUUUACUUUCGCGUCUUUUGGACCAGCAUGUCCUUUCUAAAAAACACGCGUCCAUACAAUUCCUUCAUUCUCUUGCUUCAUCGCGUCAACCAUCGUCAUCAGUCCCUUUCCUUCCUUCUCUCGUGCCUCCACCUCCUGCGAGGCCGUCUCCUUCAACAUCGCCCUCAGAAAAAUCGCUACCACUGUCACAACACUUCAGCAAGUCUAGAGCUGAGAGGCUGAGAGAGUAUCGUCAACAGGCUGGACGACCGUAUCUGCCGGAACAUCUCCUACUACGAGAUACAUUAUAUCUUUUGCAGGGCAUUUCUGGGAAAUUCAUACGAUUGUCUUCACAGAAUGACAACAAUCAGCUCGAGUUUGUAGACAACACUAGAUAUGUCAUCUCAGCUCCCACGAAGGCUCUUAUCCAUCGUCUUUCCGAAGUCGGCUAUCUGUAUUCACGAGUCGAUGCUUUUGUACGAGAACGAGAAGGGUCUACCGGGGUUGGGAUGAUCGAACAAAGCCUGUGUCAUCAUCUACAGACCAAGCUUACCGAAUAUUAUAGGCUUAUUGCUGUUCUGGAAUCCCAAAUGCCCUCUGUGACCGUAUCAGGGGAAGGGAACACGGUGGACUUGCGAGAGCAUGAAACCGGCUUAACGUUGCGGCGGUUGGAUGUCUGGAUCAAUGAAUGGAGGCUGCGAAUGCGGAUGAUGAGUGUUUGCGUAGAGGGCGCAAGAGAAUCCCAGGGUGGUGCACUCGUCAAUCUUAUUCAUAGUUACACCGAUAACGGAGAUCCAUUCAUACGGAAAUUCACUGAUCAGCUGUUAGAAGAGGUUUCCAAACCUUUUUUUUCUACACUACACAAAUGGUUAUUCUCUGGCGAGCUUUAUGACCCGUUUCACGAAUUCUUUGUUGCAAUGGAUCCAAGCCUAGCUCAUGUACAGUAUAUGCAUCCUUCGUCGCUUACAGGGAACAUCAAUCAACUCGCCGGGGACAGCUUCGUUGCACCAGACCAGGACGACCGCGACCAUCGACGAGGUGGUCUUACAAUAUGGCAAGCAAAAUAUAGAUUUCAGCAAGAUAUGCUACCGAUGUUCGUCGGCGAAGCAUUUGGGCGCAAGAUCCUUUCAACAGGCAAGAGCUUGAAUUUCAUUCGAUAUAGCUGCCACGAUAGCGAUUGGGUCGUGACAAGAGAAAAAAUGAGCAACACUGGUGGAUCUCUCAAGUACAGCGAUAUCGCAGGACUGGAACGGUCGAUAGACGCCGCGUACUCGACUGCAAGUCAACGUUUAUUUGACGUCUUCAUCGACAAGUUCAAAUUACUAGAUCACUUGUCUGCGUUGAAAAAUUAUAUGAUGCUUGGACAUGGAGAUUUCGCAGAUCAGCUUAUGAAUGCUUUGGGGCCGAGUUUAUCCCGUCCAGCCAACGCGCUAUACCGACACAAUCUCACCGCUACACUCGAAACUGCCAUCCGUUCCUCUAAUGCCCAAUCCGAUCCACCAGAUGUCCUCCGUCGGCUGGACGCACGCAUGCUCGAGUACUCUCAUGGUGAAAUCGGCUGGGACGUCUUCACGCUCGAGUAUAAAGUCGACGCGCCGAUCGACACAGUCAUCCACCCAGACGCGAUGGUCAAGUACCUAAAACUCUUCAACCACCUCUGGCAGAUGAAGCGCAUUGAGGGCACACUCAGCCGCGGCUGGAUGCGCGUCGCAGGCGGGGCACGAACAACCUUUUUACGGUUACCUGACCUCGAACCGUCAUGGCAUAAGAUACGGAUCAUAAUGGCAGAAAUGAUACAUUUCGUGAAGCAGCUGCAAGCGUAUUGUCAGAUGGAGGUUAUCGAGUGCUCGUGGAAGGUUUUGAUCGAGUUUUUGCAUAAGGGGGAGGGUGAUUUGGAUGCGAUGAUCGAUGCACAUCGUACGUAUCUGGAUAGGCUGGUGAAGAAGAUUUUACUGUUGAGCCCCAAGGUGGGGAGAGAGGAAAAUGUCAUGAAUCAAGUGAAGGACUUGUUUGUAACUGUGCUUCAGUUCCAGGAUGCCGUAGAGAACUUUUACAAUUUCUGUCUUACAGAAUCCACGCGAAGAGAUCAAAUGCUUGAUUCCGGCCGAGGUCUUUACACCGGACCCCAAGACCCAGACUCGUCUCUCUCAGAAAAUCUUCCACGGCUUCUCCGGCCGGUGAACGACUACGGAUCGCAGUUUUCAGAAAAGGUGCAAGCACUCGUGGCAGCACUGCAGACACAUCCAGAUCUAGAUUGUCGGUUCUUGGGAGUGAGAUUGAAUUUCUCGGAUUAUUAUCGAGGAAAACAACAAAAGGAGAAAGAGAAGGAGAGAGCAGAGACUGCAACACCCAAGUGAUGAGUUUGUUGGUUUACAUGCCCAGAGUGUAUUUUAUGCUUGUAUCUCUAUUGUAACACUUCCAUGUAAUCGAGGAGAUGUGGGCGAACCGUAGUUGUGAGUCAACAAUGCAAUGCAAGUCUGCGGAUUGCAAACGCAUAAAGGAAUCCGCC